AUGCCCGCCCGACCACCACCACCCAGAGUGUGUGAGUAUAGUGAGUACAUCUACCUCGCCGCGCCUCGCCGCCGCCUGGCCGCAGCACCCGCACCCGCACCACCAGUACCAGCCCGAGCGAUGAUGCCCGCCCGACCACCACCACCCAGAGUGUGUGAGUAUAGUGAGUACAUCUACCUCGCCGCGCCUCGCCGCCGCCUGGCCGCAGCACCCGCACCCGCACCACCAGUACCAGCCCGAGCGAUGAUGCCCGCCCGACCACCACCACCCAGAGUGUGUGAGUAUAGUGAGUACAUCUACCUCGCCGCGCCUCGCCGCCGCCUGGCCGCAGCACCCGCACCCGCACCACCAGUACCAGCCCGAGCGAUGAUGCCCGCCCGACCACCACCACCCAGAGUGUGUGAGUAUAGUGAGUACAUCUACCUCGCCGCGCCUCGCCGCCGCCUGGCCGCAGCACCCGCACCCGCACCACCAGUACCAGCCCGAGCGAUGAUGCCCGCCCGACCACCACCACCCAGAGUGUGUGAGUAG
Cydia strobilella is the source of this 531-nucleotide messenger RNA. RefSeq lists its product as uncharacterized. NCBI's taxonomy places the organism in Eukaryota, Metazoa, Arthropoda, Insecta, Lepidoptera, Tortricidae. Bases 1 to 531 code for a protein of 176 amino acids. The transcript has a single exon. The record is from RefSeq and is a predicted model, not a curated record.